UUAAAACUUGUAAGAAAAAAAGAUUGAAACUUGACACCAGUGAGGACGAAAUCUCAUCUUAACUUCACUUCACGUUUCAACAUUGCUGCAUCUUCUUCAGUUUCGUAGAAAUUUCCGCAAGAGUUACCCACCGAUUUCGAAGAUGAUGGAGGAAAGGACUCAAUCGCGCUACGUCAAACUCACCAAAGAUCAGCUCCCUGUUGAAGAUAUCAACCCUGGUGAACUCAAUCAGCCAAUUGAGGUUCCGCAGUUGGCUGUUCACAAGUGCAUGGAAUGUGGGCAGCCAUUACCCGAAAGCUAUGCACCUCCUGCUGAUGAACCUUGGAUGACUGGGAUCUUUGGAUGUGCUGAAGAUAGGGAAAACUGCUUGACAGGAUUAUUUUGUCCUUGUGUAUUAUUUGGGCGUAAUGUGGAAAGCUUGAAUGAAGAUACUCCUUGGACUGGGCCAUGUGUCUGUCAUGCCAUUUUUAUUGAGGGUGGAAUUGCUCUGGCAACUGCAACUGCAAUCUUUCAUGGUCUCAUUGACCCUGGGACGUCAUUUCUCAUUUUUGAGGGUUUAUUUUUUACUUGGUGGAUGUGUGGCAUUUACACUGGUCAGGUUCGGCAAUCUUUACAGAAGAAAUAUCACUUAAAGAACUCGCCUUGCGAUCCAUGUUGUGUACACUGCUGCAUGCACUGGUGUGCCUUGUGUCAAGAGCACAGGGAGAUGAAGGGACGUCUCUCUGAAAGUGUUGUCUCAGAAAUGACCCUUGUAAAUGCUCCUCCUGUUCAAGAGAUGAAGUCUACUGAUGACAAGGAAAGUCCUGAAGCCUCUUCUACUAACAACAAUCACCAUACUGAUAUGGAAAUGCAAGCUCUAUAGAUAAUAUGAAAAAGAAUGACAUGUAUUAUUGAAUUAUGUUCUUUUGAGAUAUAUCGACCUUUGGGCAGAGUUCCCUAUGUUACAUUAGACAUGUAGACCAUAGAUCACAUUUAGACAUCUCUCUUCUACAUUUAGGUGGCAAAUUAUACUGAAUCCUUUUUUUUUCUCUUAUCCGUUGGCCUAUCUAUUCUGUCUUCUGAUUGUGUUAUUUUCAUUUAGUUUUCAACAAAUUUUAUAAUUGCCAAUAAUAAAUGAAACAAUGAUGUGCCUUUCAA
Lotus japonicus is the source of this 1137-nucleotide messenger RNA. RefSeq names its product cell number regulator 6-like. The coding region runs from base 143 to 862 and encodes 239 amino acids. The transcript has 5 exons. NCBI's taxonomy places the organism in Eukaryota, Viridiplantae, Streptophyta, Magnoliopsida, Fabales, Fabaceae. The record is from RefSeq and is a predicted model, not a curated record.